Westerdykella ornata is the source of this 1473-nucleotide messenger RNA. RefSeq names its product Bystin-domain-containing protein. Gene Ontology annotation, molecular function: snoRNA binding. Gene Ontology annotation, biological process: rRNA processing. The record is from RefSeq and is a predicted model, not a curated record. The transcript has 2 exons. Gene Ontology annotation, cellular component: nucleolus; preribosome, small subunit precursor; cytoplasm. The coding region runs from base 1 to 1473 and encodes 490 amino acids. NCBI's taxonomy places the organism in Eukaryota, Fungi, Ascomycota, Dothideomycetes, Pleosporales, Sporormiaceae.
AUGCCGAAAACACAUAAGACAGCAGGCCCACGCGAGGCCCAGCGCCACAACCCGCUCGCCGAAGAGUACGUCCCGUCGAAUCCAUGGAAGCAAAAGGCACCCAAGCGGCAAAAGCGGUCGAGGAGUGAGACAGAGGAAGAGAAUUACAUUGACUCCAAGGCCUCGCGCAAGAUUUUGGAGAUCGGUAGAGAUCUGGCAGAGGAGGAGGAGCGUGAAAACCAGGUGCGGCGACCUCCCACUGCAAACCCGGCUUUCGACUUUGAUACUCGGCUUGGAGAAGACGACGCAGAGGAGGCUGCAGCCGACUAUGAUGACGACGAGGCCUGGGGAGAGGAGGAAGAAGAGGAAGUCGAGGAAGUCGAAAUAGACCCAGAAGAUCUUGCGACCUUCAACAAGUUCAUACCUACCGACGACAAUCCGAUCGUCUGGCCCGGUCAAGAGACCCAACCUUCAGGCGGUGGGACCGACCUGGCCGCCUUGAUCCUUGAGAAAAUUGCACAGCACGAGGCCGCCAAUCCUUCGCAGCCGAACACCCAGGGAGGAGGCGAUCCCGAGGACGCAGUGGAGCUCCCCGAGAAAGUGGUCGAAGUGUACUCCAAGAUUGGGCUCAUCUUGUCGAGAUACAAGUCGGGCAAGCUGCCCAAACCCUUCAAAAUCCUGCCAACUGUGCCGGCGUGGGAGACGUUGAUCUCUGUUACCAGACCCGACUCGUGGACGCCGAAUGCCGUCUUCGCCGCCACUCGCCUGUUCAUCUCCUCGAAGCCCGCUGUAGCACAACAGUUCUUGAACAUGGUCCUCCUGCCUGCUGUACAGGAGAAUAUCCAGGAGACCAAAAAGCUGAAUGUCCAUCUGUACAACGCAUUAAAGAAAGCCCUCUAUAAGCCUGCGGCGUUCUUCAAGGGAGUAGUGUUCCCACUUCUGGCCGAUGGAACAUGUACCCAGCGUGAAGCCGUCAUUGUCGCAAGCGUUGUUGCCAAGGUCAGCGUGCCCGUUCUGCAUUCCGCCGCCGCUCUCCAUAGGCUGUGCGAACUGGCCGCUGAGCAGAUGAGCUCGGACCCUGACAGUGCCGGGCCUGUGAACAUCUUCAUCAAGACGUUGCUCGACAAGAAGUACGCGCUCCCCUACAAGGUCAUCGAUGCCCUUGUUUUCCACUUUCUCCGUUUCCGUGCUGCAGGCCCUAGCAAUGGCGAUGCUAUGGACACAGAAUCGGUUGCUGGAGAUUUGGGCGGCGCUGGGAAGCUGCCCGUCAUCUGGCAUCAGUGCCUACUGUCCUUCGCCCAGCGCUACCGAAACGACAUCACGGAAGACCAGAGAGAGGCGCUGCUGGAUCUCCUGCUAACAAGGGGCCACAAGAGCAUCAGCCCGGAGAUACGGCGGGAGCUGUUGGAGGGCAGAGGACGUGGCGUGGUGGUGGAACCACCGCCUGUUGGAUUGGAUGGAGACGAUACUAUGGUCAUGGCCAUCGAUUCUUAA